AUGUCGAGAAUACCACAAACUGCACCUAUACGACAGGUGCUAUACAAACAACAGAGGUUGGCACUUUUAGCAAGAGAGUCGCCGUCGUUUAGGCUGCAGUUACAAUCUGACAAACGCCAGCAAUUUCAUCAAUUUCAACAACAGCAAAAAUCAUUGACACCUCCUAGGCACCUCCUUCCACCGUUUCCACUGACACGUACCAAUUCAUGUACUCGAUUUAGUAUAAUUCCACCACUUGGUAACAAAGGUGGCGACGAUAUCACUCCAGAGGAAAAACAUGAACUUGAACAAAAGAUGAAUCUUCUGAACUUGAUUGACAAAUUGAAAACUCAAAUCCCCAAUAUACUAGAACACAACUUAUCAAAAGACUUGAUCUCCAAUAAUAUCUAUCUCCGAAUAUGUCCGUCUCAAUUUGAUGAAAAUUAUUUACCAAAAUUACACGGAACUAUAACGUAUAAUAGUGCAUGUAAGGCAAUUACAUUAUUCAUCACAUCAAUAAUACUCAGCCCCCAAGUCAAGCUCCAUAUAUCGAGCAUCAAAACAUCCAAAAAGCCCGACCCUCAAUGCAUGUUUGAUACAACUACAAAAGUGUAUGUUCGAUGGAGCACAUGCAUGCCCAAUUGUGAGCAUUUGGGAGUUCAAUCUACAUCAAAUGCCCAUUUUGGUUCGCAUAAAUGGUCACAUGAAGACACCAAGAAACUAAUGGGUACAAAUGUGUCGUUAUCGGGAUUGAUUGGGAAAUUGACAGGAGCAGUGAUGGGUGUAUCAAAAGAGAAACAAAAGGAUUUGGAGAGGGUCAUUUGUGGGGUAUUUAUAUUCGAAUUGAAUGAGGAUUGUAAUCAGAUUGUGGUGCAUACGAUUGAAAACAUGAACAUCAUUGAAAGAUUCGAGGAGGAACCUGCGAAUGCAUUGAGAGUAUGUUGA
Messenger RNA from Lodderomyces parapsilosis, 924 nucleotides. RefSeq lists its product as uncharacterized. Bases 1 to 924 code for a protein of 307 amino acids. The transcript has a single exon. NCBI's taxonomy places the organism in Eukaryota, Fungi, Ascomycota, Pichiomycetes, Serinales, Debaryomycetaceae. The record is from RefSeq and is a predicted model, not a curated record.